UUCCUCCGGGGCGUUUCUCUGACGCGAGAAGCAUCUGUGUGCUUGUCAAAAAAGCUGCCUUUCUCUUCCUUUCCGCCUUGGCUGAGUCAGAGGUGUUUUUUUCGAACGUCCGCCUGGCGUCUGCAAAAAGCGAACCACUCCACUCGGUGUGUUCUUGCCUUCAACCGGCAAAUUCCUCCGUUGCCGGGGUUUCUGUUGUCUCUCGCCCUCCCUCAUCUCCCCUGUCGUCGCCUCUCACUUUGAGGUGUCCCCUCCGUUCCCCAGAUCGUGUCUAGUCUCUCCUUCGUUUUCUGUCCGGUCGACUGCAGUCGCAACAAUGCUGAACUUCAUCCCGAAAAGAUGCCCGUCCGUCAGUCUGCUCUUCGGCAAGCGCCCAGUGCAGAGAAUUGAGGUCGGCCAAGCUCGUCACCAGCUCGAGAUCCCUGUGGAGACGAUUGAGAAAAUUUACGAAGGCGUGGAUUCCAGGCUCGAGUAUCACAACAAAGACUACAAUGCGAUGAAGUGGAAAGACUUCAUGAAGCUCAAGCUUGAUGCGUAUCACUUGCUGGAGGCCUCUCAGAGCGAGACGGCGGCCAAGUCCGCGCUCUCUGAUUUGAAUUGGUUCUCCGACCUUGCCGACAUUUACUCUGGACAGCAGACAAUGGCUGAGAUGGAUGUAGCCUUGAAGGCACAGGGCGAACAGAAACUGUCGUACCCCAUCCAGGGGAAAAACAUCAAGUAAACGAAACGGAGGCUUUUUGGGUGCCCCCUCGGUCCACUCUCAAACCGCAGCGGCUCUGAAACCUCUGUCUUCAGGCUCAUACGUAAAUUUAUGUGUAUACUCUGCUGCUGCUAUAUGUAUGGACAUAUGUAUGUGCGUUCUUUGGUGGUUUUGUUGCAUAUAGACGACACUUUGAAGAAAUCGUUUUUCUCCAACUGUCUGCUCCAAAGUGUCAGGUUUUCUGAAGGUCCGCAGGCACAGAAAAAGGAUUUUUGCUCACCGAGUGUUUUCACUUCUAUAAAUGUGGAAAGGUGCCGCUUGCGUGGACAGGCGUGCAAUUCGAGGCGUAGAGGCAACGGCGGAGUGAACCCUGUCUGAUUCUUUGAUUAAAAGUUCAUCGAAUCGAGGAACUCGGGGUGUCAGAUGCAGCUGUAAGACACCGCAAAGUCCUUGCCGAU
This is a messenger RNA of Toxoplasma gondii ME49, 1158 nucleotides long. RefSeq lists its product as hypothetical. The coding region runs from base 317 to 721 and encodes 134 amino acids. The transcript has 2 exons. NCBI's taxonomy places the organism in Eukaryota, Apicomplexa, Conoidasida, Eucoccidiorida, Sarcocystidae. The record is from RefSeq and is a predicted model, not a curated record.